Molecule: messenger RNA, 648 nt
Organism: Adineta ricciae
Lineage: Eukaryota; Metazoa; Rotifera; Eurotatoria; Adinetida; Adinetidae
Source: the annotation of a GenBank genome assembly
AUGUUGUUUCUUAAAAGUGCGAUUGUUCUUCUUGUUGCAUUGCUAGCCACAGUUCGUGGACAAAAUCAAUGUACAGCAGCAGCUCAAGCAACAUGUGGAUCAUAUCCAUGUGUUCAAACAGGCACCGCUUUCUCUUGUCUUUGUCCAGACAUGACAUUACAGCCAACAGCAGCACAAUGUACCGGUGGAGUUGUUAUAACAACGACGCAAUCGCCCGUUGUCAUUCCAAAUCAAUGUGCUAAUGCUGUUUGUCCGGCUGGUGCUACAUGUAUACCAACAAAUCAAAAUCCAGCUCUUUACAUUUGUCUAUGUCCAAAUAAUAUUAUUGCCAAUCCUGACUGUCCAGUAAAUCCAUUACCAGUCAAUCCAUGCUUAACAAAUAAUCCAUGCUCAAAUGGUGGAACUUGUGUUGUCAAUCAAUUAACUCUUCAAGCAGUUUGCAUUUGUCCACCAGGGACCUAUGGUAACAAUUGUUCGUAUGCAUGCCGUCCGGCCUGUGAUUCCAACUGGUGCUACAAUGGUGGUCGAUGUGUGAAUGCAUAUGGUCAAGCAUACUGUUCUUGUGGACAAAACUAUCGCGGUCGACGAUGUGAACUUCGAUAUGACAGACGUAAUUAUGUUUACUUAUAUCACAACCCACGUUGGUAG